UUUCCAUCUAGCACCGGUUGAAUGAACUCUAAAAAUAUUUACUUAACGUUCGUUUUUCUCGUCAUUUCACUAACGUACGUCAUACGAGUGCGCUGUCCACGAACGUGUCUCGUGAGACAUAAAGAGCGUGCUCGACAGAACACACUGGAGAGGAGCACGGGUCGCGUAAAUGUUUAAGGACUUGUCGCUUUAAUCGCUUUGCACGUUUGCGCCCGUACGCUUCCGUCCUGCUCUCGGUGCACUUGAGACACGCAGGGGAACAACAACAGCUCGCCCCGUUCCGCGUUCCGCGUUCGACGCGAGCUUUAUAUUUAGGAUGAGCUACAUUCGGGAAGUUUAUUUUUACUGGCGAGGAGGAUAACAGCAGCCAUCGCAUGCUGACGCAGGAACAUAGUUUCGCCGAGGAAUCGAAUAGCGAAAAAAAAAAUGAAAUACCACACAAACACAAUUUGCAUACAGUAAGUCAGCCUGUUGGGCGCCCUACCGUAUUUGGCCUUUUGGUGGCGCCGUCACCGGUGUGAGCCACUACGGACAGUAAGGAAAAUGCACUGCGUGUUAUCAUCUUUACCCUCGGACCUCUUAUUGUCAACCCCGGCGACACGCGCGGUCACCUUUUGGAAGGAUGAAAGAGCAACAUACACACACCACGACCUCUCCACGAGUGGUAUGAUCGAAGAAGGGCAGUGGGUUGCUACGGUAGGAUGCAAUGUUUCGUUUCUCCUUUGUGCCGACGCUGACGCGUUUACGUCAACCAGCCGGCAUCGAGCAUCAGGACCGGGUACGGGAUGUACGGGGAGAGACCGUACAAGGGCAGCAGCUACCGUUGUGCGCAUGUCACAAAACGGAUCGUACGUGCAGAGAGGAUGAGUGUUUGCUUUGGCGCGGGUCCUCCCUUUCUGCUAUGCUUCCUAUCCUCGAUUAAGUUUCAGUGUACGCGGCGUCGGUACAAUUAUUCGGAACGAAGUAUCCCGGUACUGUCGCCGUUGCUCUGACGUCAUUACGCUGUCACUGGCUGCUCGCUCUCUCUCUCUCUCUUUGUCUCGUUCUCACGCUUUCACACAUACAGUGUUGAACAGAGCGUGUUGGGACAAGGGAGAAGGCUACAUGAGAAACAUGAAAUUGAGCGAGGAACCAUGCGCCUCCAUCGUGGUAGAACAAAUUUGAUAAUCAUCACUCUGUUGCGGUGUGUGAAGAGGUUUGGAUUGGAAAAACAAUGCAAGCUGCUUGCGAAGAGAGCACAUGCCUGGAACGCGUGAGGCCGAAAGAGAUGUGGCCGUACACACCGUUUUGGGAGAGCCAGCCAGUUGCGUGGGGCUGCUGCGCUUGUAUUAACUGGCCGGUUGGUUUGGUUGCGAUUAUUCAAGAGUGCGAGUGAAAAUAUCUAGCCGUAGCAGACGGGGGCGAUUGAAAAGUAUUUAGAGUAAGUUUGAAUAAUGGAACACAUCUGCAGCAGAGAAGUAGCCUCAGUUUGAAACUGUCCGAACCGCCGUUUGGGACAUGCCAAGGAUUUAACGAAGCGGAACGAGCCUCGCCGGGUGACUACUGAGUAACCGAAAACCCCAAAUUCGUUCUGUUCUAGGGCUUCCCAUAGCCGAACGAACGGUGAAAGUGUAGUGUGGAAUCGAUACGCCAAUAGAAUAACAGCGAGCCUAAACUAUCCGUAAAAAAAACCCAAGCGGAUCUUGGUACGAGACGCGACCGAUGGGCGAAUAUGGCACGCUGGACACAAACACCAUCACCAGCAGCAGCAGUGCGUCCUCACUUACGUCAAUUCUGAUGCCGAUGUCGAUGGCAGCAGCCCCACCCACCUCCGCAGCAGCAAUGUCGGUAACCACUGCCGGUAAACCGACCCCCUCGUGUUCCUCUGUCGCAUCGUCCACCGGCGGCCCACCGUCCGUCGCGAUGGUGCUGGCGGCCGCAACGGCAGCCGCAAACGCCACCACUACAACGAACCAAAUGCCGUGCAAUCACGUCCAAACUUCAACGUCCUCGUCGUCGGUAGAAUCUGACAGCUACCAUUUUUAUCACAAAUCCACCGGAAACGGUGGCAGUAACGGUCUGCCGGGGGUCGGUGGUACUACCGGCGCCAGUUCUGCUAGCGGCCAUCACAACGGUACCGCCGGUACGGUGAAGGGAAGCGGGAGAGUUGGUCACGAAUCUACGUCAUCCUCUGGUAUGCCACGACCGGUUGGUGGUGGGACCGGCGGUGGCAGCUCCAGCGGUAGCGGUGGUAGCGGACGGGUGAAGUGCAAGGACCCGAUACGUGUCGGUUUCUAUGAAAUCGAGAAAACGAUUGGCAAGGGCAACUUUGCCGUGGUUAAACUGGCACGCCAUCGAAUUACCAAAAAUGAGGUAGCAAUUAAAAUUAUUGACAAGUCUCAGCUUGAUCCUGGCAACCUGCAGAAGGUGUACCGCGAGGUUGAGAUUAUGAAACGCUUAGACCACCCGCACGUCAUUAAAUUGUACCAGGUUAUGGAAACUCAGAGCAUGAUUUACAUAGUCUCGGAGUAUGCUAGUCAAGGCGAAAUUUUUGAUUACAUCGCAAAAUACGGACGACUUAAUGAGCGAGCAGCUAGGAAUAAGUUUUGGCAGAUCUUAUCCGCCGUAGAAUAUUGUCACAAUAAGGGAAUAGUACACAGAGAUCUUAAGGCUGAGAAUCUACUGCUAGAUUCGAAGAUGGACAUAAAAAUAGCGGACUUUGGGUUCUCCAACUUUUACAAAAAGGGCGAACUGCUUGCGACCUGGUGCGGUUCUCCACCGUACGCUGCCCCGGAGGUGUUUGAGGGUAAGCGCUACACUGGACCGGAGAUCGAUAUAUGGUCGUUGGGAGUUGUGCUGUACGUGCUGGUAUGCGGAGCAUUGCCUUUCGACGGAUCGACGCUACAGUCGCUUCGGGACCGUGUGCUGUCUGGCCGUUUUCGGAUCCCGUUUUUCAUGAGCUCCGAUUGUGAGUCUCUCAUUCGGAAGAUGCUCGUGCUUGAUCCUUCGCGGCGUUUCUCGAUCGACCAAAUCAAGCGGCACCGUUGGAUGAUGGUGGAAAUAAUCGACACACCGAAGAUUAGCAGCAUCGUCAUCAAUGGCAACGUCAGCGAAGUUAGUGCACUCGAAACGGAACCGAACGAACAGAUUUUGAAGAUUAUGCAGAACUUGGGAAUCGACAUUCUCAAGACGCGGGAAAGCUUGAAGCUGCAUAGCUACGAUCACUACACAGCUUUCUAUCUGCUGCUUUUGGAAAGACUGAAGAGCCGCACGGUGUCGCAUGAAAGUGGGAACGCUGUAGCAGGUUGCAUUGGCGGUGGAAAAUCGGCCAUACAUGAAACGCAACGCCGACGUCCCAGUAACGUUGCCGAGCAGGCGAUGCGGAAACUUGCCAUCAGUACACAACACAAGGCUGACCAAUCUGGCUCUUCACCGAAACAUCAGCAAAUCUCACCCGCAAUAUCCUCCGGUCUGACUAAUCAUAGUUCGGAAACGCUGCACGGUUUGCUUAGUGCGCAGGUGGGCUCCGGAGUGACCGGUGGGCUGCCGACAAUGUCAACCGGUGUCAUAAUGCUGCGCGAUACCAGCAUCCGUGAGCAGCAACCGGUUCUUAAGGAUAGCUCCUACUUCCGUGGUGUAUCGUACACAUCCAGUUCGGGUUUUGCGGAUGCGUCACUGUAUCAGGUGGCUUCUUUGCGGGAGCGAGAUUGCAGCUCCACCUAUCUUACCGGACCAGGUGCGGUUGGGUUACUGCCAUCGUCACUUUCGUCCAAUGUGGCGGCUACCCUGGCAGCAUCAGCAACAUCCCGAGAGAAUAGCUCGAUAGUGCUACGGGAAUCGGGCAUUCUGUCCAAUCGUAUCUCCUCCACCCGGCUGCUCUCGAGCAACAUCGACAAACGUAUCUUGCAGCAAAGCACGGAAGACUGUCGGCGAUUGCUGCAGCAGGCUCGUCCUGUGUCGAUGGGUGAAUCAAAUCGGUAUGCAAAACCACCGUCCCAUUCGCCGGUAAACAACGAUCUCCAUCAGGCUUCUCAGUCGCAGCAAUCUGGAGCCCCGUCAUCUAUUCCCCAGUCGCAGCGCUAUUCCGAUCCUCUAAAUGGCUUCAGCAAAGACUAUCUAACGAACGCAUCGUCCACCAAGAACGAAACGUCGAUCAACGUACCACCGUUCAAGGACUACAUUAACAACAUGCAAACCUAUUCGUACCUUCAACAUUACGAACCCAACUUGACGGUGACCAGCUCUUCAGCGACCGGCCAUACAGCACCACAAACUACAUCGAUUACGGCGCAAUACAGUUCCAGCACCGACGAAGGAUGUGAGACAGAUCUGGGAGACGAAGAUGUUCAACAAUCAAUCAACAAGUCAAUUCAGCGGCUUAACUCCUUUGCCAGCUCUAGCUCAUCGAGCGGAGUCGUCACCAAUAUUCAUCCGAAAAGCCUAAGCCAAAAUUUGAGCUGCGAUUCAUCGCGCAGCAACUUUUCGACGUUCGAAAGCUUGGAUCUCAAUUUAUCGGAUUGUGCAGAGCUUGCGGGCAGUUUGCCUUCCUGCACGGCCACAACGGAAGCGUACGAAAGUGUAGCGAAAGAUGAAGCUUCAUUUCGAGCCGUUACGAGCGCGGCCUGCAUCAAUCAACCGCAGUGUGUGUACGCAAUGUCGGACAAGGUGGUGAGUUCGUUCCUGCGAGCCAACACCGUGUACCAGGACGUGCAUAAUGGUGACCAUCGAAGUAUUACCCGUUCGCCAGUCGAUUUUCGAGAGGGACGACGUGCUAGUGACGGGCUUGUCACCCAAGGCCUGGUUCACGCAUCGGAAAAUCCGCUCAACUCUCCUGUGGCGUUCAACAGUCAGCGAUUGAAUGAAACGUGCAAAGCGAAAGGUGUGCUAGAGCUUCACCUACUCCAGAAAGAAGCGGCUCAGCUCAAAGUGAAAUACCAGGCAAACGUUCCACAGGAUGAGAUCAAUGUGCGGCAACUGCAACACAGCCAGUUCCGGGUAAACCCUCUCGAGGGGCUUAUCCUGAAAUCGUUAUCGGCUUCCUCGCACGGUAGCGCUUGCCUUGACCCGGCGAACGGUGGCAACGCCGGUUACUACAACAAGGUGGCGGACUACGUUGGGCUAUCGCUGGGCAUGAAGGCAGCAACGGUGGCGGCUGCAGGAGGAACCGAGCAGCAGCAGCAGCUGGGGAAACUCGAUGCGGAGCAACUAUUGCUGCGGGCAGGCGUCGCUCGCUCGGACCAGCUAAGUGCUGCCGCCGUACAGCAGCUGCAGCAGAAGCCUCCGCUGCAGCAGCAGCUGAUGCAGCACCGGUUGCUGCAGCAGAAACGCCAGAUCCUGCAGAAGCAGGGCGCAAUGGAGGCGGGCCUGAGCCGCAGACAGAUGCUGCGGCAGCACAGCUAUAAGAUCGCACAGCAAACGCAAAUCCUGCCGCCGCUACCAUACGGUGAGAUAGCCGAAUCGGUUGACGGUUCCGGAUAUCCGACGCUGCAAUCUGUUCGCGAGACGGCCAUCCUCGAGACGGAACCGGCCCAGGGUUUGAACGAUCCGCUCGAUCUCUACAGCCACCUGCACGCGCACCAAUCGCAUAUGCACCAUCACCAGCAGCAGCAGCAGCAGCAGCAACAGCAGCAACAACAGCACGGCAUCGGAGGCCCUCACGCCGGUGUCCAUUUGGCAUCCGAUCGAGGCACGCUCUGCUCCUGGAGCACGCUACCGAGCUCGAUGAAAACGUGCCAAAUAAGCGAAGGAACAUCGUCCACCGACAGUCCAUGGAAUGUGGCCGCACUCUACCACCAGCGAGCAUUCGUUCGUGUAUCGUCCCAACAGAAUGUACCGCCCGGGCCGUUGUAUUCCGCAUCGCAAUGGAUCACGCCGCACACGUCCUCGAUCCAGCAUUCGAUGCAACUACCCCUGAGUGAAAGCCCCAUACCGGAGCUUGCCGAGCAGAUGGAGUCGAUUUGAGCGGAGCGUAUGUGUAUUUGCGAGUGUUUUUUUGGGGCAUGCGAGUAAGAUGCGCAUAACCGAGCGAGAAACAGUAAAGGCGAUUCCGGUGAAUCUCCUAACCGGGUUGAGGAUGAGGCAGCAAUGUACCCCAAAACAAUACUGAGACCAGUUUGUGUGUCACAACUAGCAAAGGAUAAUAAGUAUGUGCUUCUCUAGUAUCGUUGCAGCGAAUUAGUAAAAAUCGAAUUAUGUAGCGCAAAACCACUCAACCAAACUCUUGAACUUGCUUUCAAUAUUGGGCGCUAGACAAUAGGGGGAUGGUUUUGUUUUGCUGCGUAAGGCCGUUGUAUAGCUAACAAAAACUUCUCGAUCAAUUUCUGGGCAUACGAUGGCAUUUUUGGUGGCGCGCCGCCAUAGCACACCGGGGUAGGUCGCCGUUUUUGGAUGAUAGAGCAAGCAUAUGAAUUACUGUAACAGGUCAACGAGACUGGCUAACGUCAAUUGAAUGAAAUUGAAAUAACGUAAGAAGAGGGAGGGCGUAAUGUUAGUAAAAUUAAUUAGAGGCAAACACGACAGAAACCAAUAUGCAACACACAACAUACAAUCAUAUACUCGCAAACGUACAGCCCAGCCAGAAACGGCAGGAGGUUUUUCUUUAGAGUAAUGGGGCAACCGCCAGCCUCCGAAGGGUAGAAAUUUGACAAAUACACGAUUUGACAGCCGCCACGAAUUGCAGAUCCGCGACUGAUCAAUUUCACACACAGGAAUUCAGCUCUGCGAUAGGUCACUAAUUAGCAGCUGUUUAUUGCUAUUUAGAGGAGGUAGCUGGACAGGGAUGUCUGAUAUGUGCGAUAUGGUUGAAAUUUUUGCUGGAAAGUUAGUUUUGUUUUAUGGCAGUCAUAGUCAGGACCUACUAUGCGAUGUGAUAAUAAGAAUCUAGUCGAUAAAAGCAUGAUUGCACGAAUACCUGCUGGCCAUCGGUGGUACCGUACAGCUCGUUAGAAGCGAUUUAAAAACAAUUGUAUUAGCCAGCAUCCAGUGAAUGGGGAAAGUCAGUUACAGUAAGUUAAUUAUUAUUUGUAAAUGUUCAGUUGAUUUUCGUUUUAGAAAAUUUCUACAACUGCCUGCCAUCAAAAACUAAUGUUACAGAGUGUGAGUGGAAGCAAUUAUGUUUUUGUUUAGCAUCGUUUAAAAAUCAAACGGUGUUUAAGAAGUGAAUAAUUAUGAAAACGUUUUUUUGAAAAUUGAUUUGUUUCCUUUUUUAUUUUUUUAUUCUACUACUCAUUUAAAGUUAGUCAUUCCAUUAAGCUAAAGACCAUAGCAGUGAGCAGGGAACUGUUCCAUAGGACCUAUGGAACGUUUAUAUUUCAAGUACUACUUACUACUACUACUACUACUACUACUUCUACCACGAUGGCUCAUGGCUUUUGAGGAUGCGUCAAUUCAUUCAUUCGGUCAAUCGCAUCUUUAGCAAAUCGGCGUCCAGAUGGCUGUCGCCGUAGCAGUCGUUCAACUAACGAACCAUUAGCGAAUAACGUACAACUGCCAAGCAUUUACCUAAAAACCAAUAUAACGUAUCGUUGCUGCAUUUGUCGCCGAGCAAAUGCACCAUUUUGUAGAGCUUACGCGGAUUGCACGGAAAUAUCGUUCAAAGUUGUGAACCGUCAAUGAUUUGUGUUGUUGUGUUGUGAGUGACCACACGCUAAUCGUGCAUCGAUAGAACACAUCGAAACUGUAACGUACGCAUCCGCCUAAGCGGAACGAAAGCGGUGUGUUUUACGAUCAUUGUGUGAGGAGCUAGAGGAAAAAAAAAGUUCACCAUCGUCAUCAUCAGCAUCAUCGUCAUACCAUCAACGCGUGGCAGGUCGGAAAUCUCUCAUGCACUGCUACGAAACAAUGGCAAACAAACUAAUAACCAAGGGACCGGAUGUCGGUUUGAGCGAAAGAAAUUCAGUAUAAACUUAGGAACCACAAACACAUUUUCAUGUACAAUAACAACAACAUCCAGGCAAAACACAAACUAAUAUCCAAGAAUGGAGAGCAACCAUGUAAAAAAAUGUCGGUCGGAGGAGCACGCUCGCGCAGAAGUGGGGAGUUUGCGCACGCUUGCGAAACCUGAAAACGCGAACAUUGGAAAGCGGCAAUUCGAAAUAUAUCUAGUCAUAUCAACCAUACAAAAACAACACGUGCACAUAUACAUAUUGCAAGAGGGGGGAUAAAGCGAUUUGAAGGUAACAAAAAAACAAGUUGCAUGGUAUACCACAGUUACAUUUCAUCAUCCGAUAGGACAUAUUCAUAGAAUGAGGGCAUACGGUGACCUAACGACCCAACGGCCAGCAGAAGUAGGGUAGUAGCAGCGUAGUUUUCGUAGUACACAAUGCUAAACCCUAGUUGAAACCAGUGUAGCCAUGUGUCGUCCAUAACUAGUCAAACGUAUAGAACCUUAUAAUAUAAUAAAGCAUAUUAGGUCAAACACGCCGGCUCCGUAGGAAGAAACAUGGGGAGCAGAACACAAUAGUAAGUGCGCCAGGACGGAAGCGCCCUCUAGCAUCUAGAGUAGCAACCACAUGCAAUCAAUACGGAGACAACGAGAGUGAAACCAAUCGUUUGAUAAGGAUUUGGCGCCAUUGUUGGAUGCAAGUGUCGGAUACCCUUUUUUUGUAAAACUCGAAAAACUCGCUCUAACCGUCCCUGUGCAUGCGUGCGCAAUGGACGAUGGCGAUCUACAAACCACCAGGCGUCUCCAUCCAGGAGUUGAACGUCUGCUGAGCUAUUUGAGUUGAGCUGCGCUGCCAGAAUCGAGGUUGUUAAGGGGCAGGAAAACACUUUUGCCUACAUUGAACGACGAAGCUUUGUUAGUGGCGCUCUACCACACUACACCCAAGCCAUCACCACCACCUAUAGCAGUAUUUUUGCGCUCGGAAUCGAGAAGUAUCGCGAACCGCAGUAACGAAUAGAAUAGUAAAAUUUUGGGCUGCGAGCGAAAAGGGUGUAGAUAGUGGCCGUACGUCAUUUGAAUCGUAUCGAAUAACCAUGAUAAUUACACAACAUUCAAUUAAAAUUCCUCCUAUCCAAACCCCGGCAUAGAGACAACACUAGUGCGCGCUGCAAGA
Molecule: messenger RNA, 9035 nt
Organism: Anopheles stephensi (Asian malaria mosquito)
Lineage: Eukaryota; Metazoa; Arthropoda; Insecta; Diptera; Culicidae
Gene: Sik2
Product: serine/threonine-protein kinase par-1
Exons: 16
Coding region: 1702-5940 (1412 amino acids)
Biological process (GO): intracellular signal transduction; protein phosphorylation; microtubule cytoskeleton organization
Cellular component (GO): cytoplasm
Molecular function (GO): tau-protein kinase activity; protein serine/threonine kinase activity; ATP binding
Source: RefSeq, a predicted model, not a curated record